Dentiscutata heterogama is the source of this 127-nucleotide messenger RNA. NCBI's taxonomy places the organism in Eukaryota, Fungi, Glomeromycota, Glomeromycetes, Diversisporales, Gigasporaceae. The record is from the annotation of a GenBank genome assembly.
AUGACUUUCAAUGAGGCUAAAGUUGAAUGGCAAGUUUUGCUCAUGAUGAAAAUAAACCGCAAAAAUUAUAAUGACGAUUUGGAAGAAGGUUCAGGGAUUUUAAAUUCUGAACCUAUUACAUGGGAAG